UUUUUUUUUUGUUUUGUUUUGGUUUUCUUUUAUUAUUAUUUUGGGGGGGGGCUUAGAAUUCCUGACGACGGCGACGACGGAGAAGAGGCGGUGGGAUUUCGCCCGGCGGGAAGCGGGAGAGCUCGGCGGGGAAGGAGCGGGGUGGCCCCCCCACCCCCUCCUCCUCCUCCUCCUCUGCCUCCUCUUCCUCCUCUUCCUCCACCCCCCGGCGGGGCGCAGCAGGGACCGGCGGAGAGUGGCCACGGCGAUGGCGGUGCGAGCCACGGUGGCCCCCCGGCUAUGGGGCACUGUGAAGCUACUGGGAGCUCUGGUCUUGGUGGCAUCCACGGCGUCCUCGGUGGCGGGGGAGACGCGCGUGGUGGGCGGCAUGGACUGCGAGCCCCACUCGCAGCCGUGGCAGGUGGCCAUCUUGGACAUGUACAAGCUCUACUGCGGCGGCGUCCUGGUGGCCCGGCAGUGGGUGGUGACGGCGGCCCACUGCACCACGCCGGGGAUCACCACCACCCACCUGGGCAAGCACAGCCUCUACACGCGCGAGUGGGGUGAGAUGCAGAAGAUGGUGCAGAAGUUCGUGCCGCACCCCGACUACAACCCCACCACCAAGGACAACGACAUCAUGAUGAUGAAGCUCCUGACGCCCGUCACCCUCAGCAACAGGAUCCAGCCCGUCCCCGUGGCCUCCUGCCUCCCAGAGCCCGGCACCACCUGCGUCACCUCGGGAUGGGGAGCCACCACCUCCCCAGAAGUCACUUACCCGGACGUCUUGCAGUGCGUCAACGUCACCAUCUUCUCGACGGCCGAGUGUCAACAGUUGUACCCCGGUUCCAUCACCGACAACAUGUUGUGCGCCGGGAGCCUCCAAGGCGGUAGGGACUCCUGCCAGGGUGACUCUGGAGGACCUUUGAUUUGCAACAGGACCCUCCAAGGCAUCGUGUCGUGGGGCAUGGAGAAGUGUGGGCAACCCAAGAGACCUGGUGUCUACACCAAGGUCUGUAGAUACGCCCAGUGGAUCCAGAAGACCAUGAAUGACAACCAGUGACACACCAGUGACACACCAGCA
This is a messenger RNA of Tyto alba (common barn owl), 1060 nucleotides long. RefSeq names its product kallikrein-14-like. Gene Ontology annotation, biological process: proteolysis. Gene Ontology annotation, molecular function: serine-type endopeptidase activity. Lineage: Eukaryota; Metazoa; Chordata; Aves; Strigiformes; Tytonidae. Bases 248 to 1039 code for a protein of 263 amino acids. The transcript is spliced from 6 exons. The record is from RefSeq and is a predicted model, not a curated record.